This is a messenger RNA of Bipolaris maydis ATCC 48331, 2970 nucleotides long. RefSeq names its product peptidase family C78-domain-containing protein. NCBI's taxonomy places the organism in Eukaryota, Fungi, Ascomycota, Dothideomycetes, Pleosporales, Pleosporaceae. The record is from RefSeq and is a predicted model, not a curated record.
AUGAAGCAUCUCGAAUGUCCCCUGUGCGACUUCACCAUUCUUUCAAAAGAUGGCUACUUCCUUCAGCUACAUUUCGAGCAAGCCCAUACUACCGACUCCCCCUUCAUUAUACAAGAUGAUCCGGAGCCGCUGCGACCUUCAUUACCACCCACGCCUGUAUCUACGGGCAGCAACGACGAGCAAACGCCUUCCUCUUCCGACUCUUGCGAUUCUGAUUCGGACUCGGACUCGGACUCUGAUGAUUCUGACCGAGAAGAAAGAGCCAUCAAAAGUCCCACCUCUGAUUCUUACCAGCUUGUUUCUCAUUCUGACCACGACGACCAUAUCGACUAUCGCCGCAUAGAGACUUUAUCAUUCGACGAGACUAUCCCAAAAUAUCAUUCGAAACGUUCAUCCGCUACUAUGCACAGCUCAUCUUCCACCCAUCGCUCACAUAGGCGCCGUGCUACGAGCACAUCUGUCGAGCACAAGGCAAAAACCGGCACGCGCGCUGCCUCGAAGAGGACCGACGGCCACAGCCGUAGAUCAACCAAACAUGGCCCUCGACGUCGACGGAAUACAAAUGACAGUGACAAAACAACCAUUAGCAGAAGUAUCCUGGGCUUCAGCCCAUUUGCAAAGGCGCAUAAGAGUGCCAAGCCGCCAUCUAAGAACGCUCGUCUCGACGAAUCCGACCUGGGUGAACAUGCCUUUGAGGAGCGCAUGCCAGAAUGGCUCCAUAGGCAGCUUAGCGCAGGCCCCGAGAUCACCAUCGUCAACCGCAUUGGACGCGACGGUCGCCUCAUCAAGCACGAGCAGGUGCAAAAUGAGACGCCAGGCAUUAUACCUAUUCUUGCACAGCUAUCCGCCUUAGACCGCACGGUACAGCAGGCAUAUUAUUGCCAUCCUUCUACCAUUCACGUUGGAAAAACACCUCACGAAGGUGGUUUCUGUGGCUACCGCAACAUCCACAUGCUUCUCUCCUAUAUUCAGGGCGCAAAGGCGCAGGGUCAUGAAGAAUUUCCUGGUCGACUUCCAACCAUAUUGAAGGUGCAGGAUCUCAUAGAGGAAGCCUGGGAUAACGGGAUCAACUCAAUCGGUCGUGUUCAGACUGGCGGCAUUCGCAACACAAGAAAGUACAUUGGUACUCCAGAGGCGCAAGCAUUUUUCCUCAACGCAGAGAUCAAUUGCGCAGUAGAGGUCUUCUUCACCACAGAAGAUGGCAAGACAUUGGCUCACAGAACACUUCUUGCUGCUGUAGAGCGCUAUUUUGCCCAGGCAACCACUGACGAUGGUUCCACUGUAUGCAAGACCCUACUACCGCCUAUCUAUCUCCAGCAGCCGGGUCACUCCCUAACAAUCGUGGGAUUCGAACGCCACUAUGAUGGCACCUGUCAUCUAGUUGUCUUUGAUCCCAUGUACCAUACGACUCCUGCCAUGCAUAAGUUGCUUGGACGCAAAAAUAUCAAAACCGCUCGACCAGAAGUUCUCCAUACAUACCGACGCGGCUCUCGUAAACUUAAGAAGUUCAAGGCUUUUGAGAUUUUAAUGCUCACGGCAACACCACCUUUAUUCCCCGCUUGGGAUGUUCUUCGCCAAUUUCCUGACUGUCGCUUUGUAUACGUCUUCUUCCGCGCUCGCAGCCUUGGAUACGAUGUCUAUCCUGAGGAUUAUUUUCUUGCAACCUUUCCGUGGCAACAGUACGGCGGACUGUGGUCUUGUGACGAUGCUCGCUUUGCCAGAGCAGAGCGUAUGGAUGCUCUUACUUCUCAAGCUCUUCGACGUAUCACAGGCCUAGGAAGCUCUGUCGGUUCUAGCAAUGGCAGUAGUCCUAAAAGCCCGACUAGCUUCUUUACCUGCAGUUCUUCUCGACAUACGCUGGCCACUGAGCACGACGGCCUUCCAUCAUGGGGUCUUGCACUCGACGGCACUGCGAACAGUCUUACCAGCUCAUCACAGCCUACUGGAAGUGGUGCAGUUUUCAACAUGGGGCCUUUCAGUACAGUUUUGCCCCAGCCAACGGCUGUGAAACCAUACCUCUCGCUCUUGACAGAAGUCGGCAGAAAAUAUCCAGGCUUUCCCACACCCCUUUCCCCUACCACGAGUGCAAAGAAUCUAUUCCCCUCCCCAACUUCCAACUCCAGUAUCAUGUCCGGAACACCCCGUAUCCCCAGCUCCGCAAUAACCCCCGCCAGCCCCAUGAGCAUCGACGGAUCCGAAAUGUGCGGUCCCUCCCACCGUUGCGAAUCUCACAGCUACGAACACUACGGCCCCCAAUUCGAUUCCAUCGACUGCAUCCUCAACCAACAAACCCGAAGUCGCCCUCGCACCCCAUCCGCCUACCACAACAGCAUCGUAAGCCCCCCACUCAGCCCCUCCCACUACCCAUCCCCCCGCACAGGCAUGCUCGAAAACAUGACCGUCGGCAAUCCACCCCUUUCCAUCCCCAUCGCCAACGGCAUAGAAUACGAAACCCCCUCCCCCCUCUCUCCCACAGGCACCCGCCUAUCCUACACCUCCAACCGCAGCGUCUUAUCCGGGCUCCUCGCCGUGCCACCCCUCUCCGAGCACCAAGUCGCCGAAUACCGCUUCUGGCGCCCGUGUGGCCGGCGCAACUGCGGGUUCGGAUGUGGAGGACAGGAUGUCGGGGAGGUGGCGGCUGCAAAGAGGUUGUUUAGGGAUGUGGAGGAUGUUGUAGAGGAGGGAAUCGGGGGAGGGGGGAGCAGGGUGAGGAAUGUAGGGGGUGCGGGUGCGUUUGAGCUUGGUGGUCAGGGUCAUGCAAGGGAGGAAAGGGGGAGGUCGAGUGUUUGGGCGGGACGACGAUUGGUUACUGAUUGGAGUAGUUUUUUGCGGGCAUGUGAGAGGGACGGUGUUGCGCCGGUUUAAAAGAAAAAGUGUGUCAAAGACUGAUAGUCCUGGUUGUCAUUCGGGCACUUUGGCCUUGUUGGGUUAGGAUAGGUUCUGGUGGUGCUAUUUCAUUGUUUCUUUUCU